UGCACGAAACGGAGCGACGAACGGCCGGACAGACGGACCGAGUACCUACAAACGCAUAAAAAAUAAACAUAGUCAUUUGGUGUAAAAGCGAGGAUAUAUAAAUUAAGUACGUGAGUAUAAGGUACAGGCGUAUAGGUAGAUGUGAUAGAUGUCGAGUGCGCGGGGCGCUGUGCGAUGCGAAGCUGGUACAUAAGAUAUAAUAUAGGACUGACUGAUAAUAAUGAAGUGGGGCUCGCACGUACAUUGAAAAGGCCAAGUGUGCGUCCCCACAGUGUAUGAGCUAUUCGCCAGCGGUGGCUGGCGCUCAGUCGAACUCUGCUGCUUACACCACCACCACAACUGUAUACGAUCGUAACUAUAACCGGGCGCAACCGUAUCAUCCCGAGCGACGAAACAUGUCAAAGAAAACGGACACGAGCUUGAUCGUGUACAAGGUGCUGGGGGACGAGCACGCCGAGGAGGCGAUCGAGCUCCAGAUCAGCACCUCCUUCCAGGAGACCCUGACCAUUGGCUUCGGUAUCGCCGACGUGCCCGGUGGCACCGACCACCAGGGCUUCUCCGUCCUCCUCGGCAGCAUCAUUGCCGACGGGCUGAGCAUCGGCGCGUUUGACACAAAAACCGGCAAGCUCGUCGGCGUCUGCUUCAACAAGCUCCACAGCAAAUCCGAAAGGGACAACACCACGCCUCUCGAGGAAAAUGUCGAGGAGAACAUGAAGCACCCGGCCACCCUCGACCUCAUGAGGUUCAUCUUUAAGAUCGAGGGUAGCGUGGACCUGUACGAGUUGUACGACGCGGAGAACGCCCUGGAGAUAUUCUACAUAGGGGUGGACGGGCGGUACCGUCGGUACGGCAUAGCCACGAACCUGAUGCGCACGAGCAUAGAGCUGGCCCGAAAGCUCGCCAGGGAGAACGGACUGCCCGAGCCGGAGAUCGCCUACGGGGUGUUCACAUCGAACUACAGCCAGGCGCUGGGCGAGAGGUUCGACUUUGAGUGGCGGCACAGCGUGCGGUACGACGAGUACGUGUGCUACGACGGUAAGGUCGCGUCGGAGCGCAUAGGGUCGGUGCACCAGCACUGCAAGCUCGGCGCCAGGCGCAUCUGAUGAGCUGCACGGGGUGGCCGAGGAUCGAGAGUGUGGUGCAGCCGAUUGGUUGGCCUCGAGUCGCUGCUGUUGGAGGAUAUAUUGUAUACACGCGCUGGUGGAACGGCUCUCCUCGGUGAGCUUUGCUUUGCGCUUGGGUCGGAGGGGAAACAAAAACGCGGACAUGCUGGCGGCAUGCGUAUCGUGAGGGAGUUUGGUAAAAUUUGGCCCCAACUUCUUUUUUUUUUCUUUUUUCUUCCAUGUGAAUUCAGCUCGUUGCCGUUGGCGCAGCGUUAAAUUACCUCAAGAUAAAUACUGCGACCAAUUUUUUUGAUUUUUUUUUUUUUACUCGUUUAGUUCUUUUACAAAAAAAAACAAAAAAAAAAAAAAAAAAAAAAGCCAAAUACAAUUUCAACCGUGGAUGAAGAGUACAAGCUGUGAAUUUACCUGGUGAAAUGGGAGCUCGUCGUACGGAGCUGCUUUAAUAGCUGGAACUGGAACUUUUUGAUAUCUCGGCAGUACACAUUUUUUAAACAUUUUUCGCGCUCCUUGUUUGUUCUAGGUUAAAAUAAAAAAAAUUUUUUUUAGAAAUGCCUGCCGUCCCUGCACUCAUUUAUUAUUAAAAAAAAAAAAAAAA
Copidosoma floridanum is the source of this 1719-nucleotide messenger RNA. RefSeq lists its product as uncharacterized. Gene Ontology annotation, molecular function: N-acetyltransferase activity. Lineage: Eukaryota; Metazoa; Arthropoda; Insecta; Hymenoptera; Encyrtidae. The record is from RefSeq and is a predicted model, not a curated record.